Haemorhous mexicanus (house finch) is the source of this 2305-nucleotide messenger RNA. Its product is annotated as lipase member M-like. The coding region runs from base 242 to 1438 and encodes 398 amino acids. The record is from RefSeq and is a predicted model, not a curated record. Lineage: Eukaryota; Metazoa; Chordata; Aves; Passeriformes; Fringillidae. The transcript has 10 exons. Gene Ontology annotation, molecular function: hydrolase activity, acting on ester bonds.
GACAGAGCCACUGGCACUGCCACCAGCAGCCUGGCCAGACGUGCCUGGUAACGAAUCUCCCUCGGUGUCCUUCAGGUUUGUGUCCUUUUGGAGCUGCCUGGUGACUUAAUUCCCUCCUUGUCCUUCAGAUUUGUGUCCUUUUGGAGCUGCCCCCAGGGGGGGAAAAGCAUCGGUUGAGCUUUUUUUUUUUUAAUUUUAUUUUUGGUCUUAACUCGCAGCUUGGUGACACCACAGGCACGAGAUGUGGCUGCUCAUUGCAGUCCUGCUCCUCGUUCAAGCGCCCACGAGCUCCGAAGGUGCCACCAAGCAGAAGAAGGCUCUGAACCCCGAGGCUCUCAUGAACGUUAGCCAAAUCAUCUGCCACAGAGGGUACCCCAGUGAGGAGUAUGAAGUGCUGACUCGUGAUGGCUACUACAUCCACCUAAACAGGAUCCCUCAUGGAAGAGAAAAGCCUAAGAACAGAGGGGCCAGGCCAGUGGUGUUUCUCCAGCACGGGAUAUUUGGAGAAGGCAGCCACUGGGUGGAAAAUCUGGCCAACAACAGCCUUGGCUUCAUACUAGCAGACUCUGGCUAUGAUGUGUGGCUGGCAAACAGCCGGGGGACGAGCUGGUCCCGGAGACACCAGCACCUUUCAGCUGACCAGGUGGAAUUCUGGGAUUUCAGCUUCCAUGAGAUGGCAAUGUUCGACCUGCCGGCCACCAUCGACUUUGUGCUGCAGAAAACGGGGCAGAAGCAGCUGCACUACGUUGGAUACUCCCAGGGCUGCUCAGUUGCGUUUAUUGCGUUUUCAUCCCUGCCCGAACUGGCUCGGAAAGUCAAAAUGUUUUUUGCCCUGGCUCCAGCAGUGUCACUGAAGCAUGCCAGAAGUCCAUUCAUGAAGAUGCAGCUCCUUGUGGACAACAAGCUCCAGAUGAUUCCGCUGCUGCUGGGCAGAACGGACGCGUCCCUGCGCAUCAGGAAGCUGUGGCGCUUUCUCCCCGAGCUCUGCAGGCACACGCUGCUGCACAGGCCCUGUGCCAACCUCCUCUUCCUGCUGGGGGGCUACAACGAGAAGAACCUCAACAUGACACGGCUGGAUGUGUACACAUCCCACUAUCCAGAUGGCACCUCUGUCAAAAACAUCGUCCACUGGGCCCAGGUGAUAAAAUCCGGAGAAUUCAAAGCCUUUGACUACGGCAGCGAGAACCCCGCUAGGUACCACCAGGACACCCCGCCCUUGUACCGCGUGGAGGACAUGCCGGUGCCCACGGCGGUGUGGUCGGGAGGGCAGGACUGGGCAGCUGACUGGAGGGACGUGCUCCAGCUGCUGCCCCGCAUCAGCCACCUCGUCACCUACACCCACAUCCCCGACUGGAACCACUGGGACUUUGUCUGGGGCCUGGACGCCCCUGGGCGCCUCUACAGCAGCAUCCUGAGGCUGAUGGAGGGGUCCCGGUAGAGCAGCGGCUCCCGGGGGAGGUGCCGGUGGCCUGGGCCCUGUCCCUCAGCUGAGACAGCCCGAGGAGAGGGUGGGACACUGCCUGCUGUCCCCUCCUUCCUGCUGGCCUGACACGCUUGUGGUGAUGGUGCUUUCUACACGUCCCUUGGUUGUUGGGUCUCUCCUCCUUGCUUGGGAGCUCCUCAAGCCCUGGUGGCACCGUGCUGGGAGGGCAGCGCCGGGAUCAGCCGAGGCACCGGAGCAGACAGGAGCCACCAGCCCUGCUGGAAGGGCUCCAACAUGAUGGUGCUGAGCCAGGGGCACAUGGGGACCAUGCCAUGACCCGCCGGUGGGUUGUGGGUUAGAGCAGCCAGGCUGUGAGGAGGUGGGAGGGAGCUGGGCCUGUUGGGUCUGGCUGUGGGGGGACAGGCUGAGAGCAGCCCCCCAGCCAUGGCACACAACGGAAUGCAGGGGAUGCAUGAGGCCAAACCCUUCUUGGCAGCAGCAACAGGUGAUGCAGUGAGGGGUUCUGGACCCAGAUUGCAGCCCAGGGGUUUCAGGUUGGAUUUGGAAAAUCCUUUUUCCCCAAGAUAAGCCCCCAGGAAGUGGAAGGUCUCCAUCUGGGCCAAGCCAGGCAGCUGCCUGCAUUUUUUGGGCAGGGACUCAGUGGCCAAAGGUCCCAUGGAAUGGCUGCUUGGCCCAGCACCAAGACACUGGGAAUGAUCAUCCCUCAUCCCUGGGAUCUGGUGACCCAAAUGCCCUGGGCUAGGUUGCAGCUUCCCAUGGGAAGCUGCUGCCAGGCUGAUGUCCCCAGCCCAUCCCACCCUGCUGCUUGCUGCAAACCCGGAGGUGGGGAAAAUCCCUUCCUAAAUAAAUACUCAAAGGGGA